Dentiscutata erythropus is the source of this 1020-nucleotide messenger RNA. The record is from the annotation of a GenBank genome assembly. Lineage: Eukaryota; Fungi; Glomeromycota; Glomeromycetes; Diversisporales; Gigasporaceae.
AUGUCUGAUGAUUCAAUUAUUCCUUUAACUGACGAUACAUCAAAUGUUACUUUCUUCAAGAAAAGUAAGAUCGGUAAAAAUGUUCGUAAACGCAAAAAAUCUCCGUCUCCUAGUGCUUCCACGGAUGUUGCUGAAGAAGGUUCUGCAGUAGUAACAAAAGAACGUAAAUUAGAUACUUCACAUCCUUUUGUGCAAGGUACAAAAAAAGGAAAACAUACCGAGGAUAUCAGUGUCACCUUUUCCGCAAGCAAAUCCGCAAUAUCGUCAUUAUCUCAAGACAUCGCUACACGAAAGGCUGAAUGGGAUACGGAAACUGAUCGUGAUGCUCAGGCUUUGUUAGAAAAGAAACUAGCUGCUGAAGAAGCCGAUGACGACAAUCUUUAUAAAGGUCAGAAUGCUUACAAAACAUAUAUAAAAAAACGUGAUACUGCUGCUGGAAAUGCCGCAAGUUCAAAAAUAAAAGCCGGUCCAAUUCGUGCCCCUACAAAUAUUCGUGUUACUUCGCGAUUUGAUUAUCAACCAGAUAUAUGUAAAGAUUAUAAAGAAACUGGUUAUUGUGGUUACGGUGAUUCUUGUAAAUUCUUGCACGAUAGAGGUGAUUACAAAUCUGGAUGGCAAUUAGAAAGAGAAUGGGAGGAAUUGCAAGGAAAAAUUAGACAAGACAAAAGUGAAUUUCUUAUUGAAAGUAGUGAUGAAAGCGAUGAUGAAUUGCCUUUUGCUUGUUUAAUUUGUAGGCAAGAAUAUAAAACUCCUGUGGUAACAAAGAAUCUCUCUGAUUUCAAAAAUCGUAUUGAUGAUAAUAUGCUUCUGAUUGACAAAUUAUUAUUUUUUAUUAUAAUGAAUUUUACCAAAAGCCCAAAGUGCUAUGCUUGUGGUGCCGCUACCAAUGGUAUAUUCAAUACUGCAAAAAAUAUAUUACAAAAACUGGAAGAAAAAAAGAAAAGACUAGCGGAGAAGGGGAUUGAAGUGCAGCAACCGCAACAGCAAAUUGAUAGCGAAAGUUCUGCUGAUGAAGAAUAA